This is a messenger RNA of Closterium sp. Naga37s-1, 912 nucleotides long. The record is from the annotation of a GenBank genome assembly. NCBI's taxonomy places the organism in Eukaryota, Viridiplantae, Streptophyta, Zygnematophyceae, Desmidiales, Closteriaceae.
AUGCCAAAUCGCUCAAUAAGUUGGCCUACCUUAACCAUUCAUGCCUUCCCCCAGCUGUCCAAGUACCAGGACCCAGCGUGCUUCACGUACAACCUGAACCACGUGGUGCUGCUGGUGGGGUACCGCCUGGUGGGCAAAAACUCGCGCUUCCCCCACAUGGCGCCGCCCUUCUGGAUCAUCCGCAACUCAUGGGGGCCUGACUGGGGCGAUGGAGGUCACAUGCACAUGGACAUCCACGGGGGGGAUGGCGUCUGCGGCAUCAACUCCCUGCCGGGCCUCUACCCCGUGGUCAGAGAGGACGCAUGCAAGGCAGCCAAGCGCAACCCGUGUGCGGUGGGCACGUGUAUUAAUGACGGGGCGGGGUCGUACUCGUGUGUGUGUCCACCGGGCUUCAGGCAGGGCACCACCAUUGAUGGCACCUUCUCCUGUGCUCGAGUGUGCAUUCGCAACACGCUGCUCUGUAAGGGGUCCGGAACCAAGGCUUGUGUUUCCUACACCUACACUUCUGACCUAACCUUGCCCCCGCUCUUCCUCCUCAUCGCUCGAGUCCACGUGCAGUUCCAUUCUCUGUCUUUCCGCUCGUCACUCAAAAGCUCCUGCCCCUCCACGCCUGCGUGGGUGCAUGCCGUGUCUCUCAUGCCUCUCAUGCCCUUGUGGGUGCAUGCCAUGUCUCUUAUUCUUCACCCUCGUUGUGUGCAGUCAUCGGUGUCGUGUGGAGACCCCAUCCCACCCUCCACUGUGCUCAAAGUGGCCAGCCCAGCCUCUCUCAUCCCCUGCUCCGUCUUCUACACCACUCAGCAGGGAGACACCUGUGCGGCCGUAGCUGAGUACUUCCAAAUGGACUCGUCUUGCCCAUCUGACACCUGCACGGCUGCCUUCCAGGCGCUCAACCCCAGCUUGGACUGCAACUAA